GUCCAGGUGAACAAUCUCCCUUAAACAUGACACAUUUCCACAGCAGUUUCAGACUUCACGAUUGGUUCUACAGCGGGAAUAUGAAAAGCUCUGUGUUUCCAAGCUUCAUGUUUCUGUCUUUAUCGUUACUGAUCUUUACGAAUGGUGUGUUUGGUGAUGAGACGGAACAUGUGUCAGUGAUUGAGGGGAAUCCUCUCACGCUACACACUGAUGUUAAAAAACAAAAAGAUGAUCUGAUAAUGUGGUAUUUUGGACCUGAAAACAUUCUAGUUGCCCAAAUAAAUGGAAAAGCCAAUAGCAUAAAGUUAAAUGAAGAUGCUUUUGGGAAAGUGCAGCUGGAUAAUCAGACUGGAUCCCUCACCAUCAUAAACAUCAGUACCACACAUUCUGGACAUUAUAAUCUCAAGAUCAGCACCAAAAACAGGGUUUCAUACAAGAGAUUCAGUGUUACAGUCUACACUCUUCUUCCGGUUCCUGUCAUUAUCAGAAACACUUCACAAUGUUCUUCAUCAUCUGAAAGUUCAUCAGUGUCUAAAUGUUCACUGCUGUGUUCAGUGGUGAAUGUGAGCAAUGUGACUCUCUCCUGGUACAAAGGAAACAGUUUAAUCUCCAACAUCAGUGUGUCUGAUCUCAGCAUCAGUCUCUCUUUACCUCUGGAAGUUGAAUAUCAGGAUAAAAACACUUACAGCUGUGUGAUCAACAACAACAUCAGCAACCAGACCAAACAUCUGGACAUCAGUCAACUCUGUCAGCCAUGCGCAGUUUCUUGUUUUGGACCCACACGUCUUCGAGUGUUUUUGCCUGCAGUGUUACUCUUUGCAUUAGGUCUACUAUUAGCAGCUGCAAUAUGCUUCAAGAGAAUAAGAAAGGGAAAAAAGGCAAACAAAAACAAUGGAAAAAAUAAGACUUUAUUGUGUUAUUCAAAUGUUGUAAAAUUGGGCAUACAGGCCAAUCUUAUUGAUCCCUGAGUCUUUUUGGCAGUUGAUUCAUAGCCCAAAAUUUAAACCCAGCCAUAUUGCUAUGCUGGUCCCAAGCCCAGAUAAAUGGGGAGGGUUGGGAAGAACAACUGUCAAAGACCCUGGAAAAAAUAAGUGUAAUAAUAUAUGUUUGAAAUAUGUUUAUAUUUAUAAUACAGUGGGUGUGGCAACAUGUGACCAGGAAGAUUUAAAUAUUUUAAAAAUGUGUCAAAAAACAAACUAUAUAUGAAGAGUUCUGAUGCAAAACCAGCUAAAAGCCAUCUCGGUCAAAAAUGAGAUAAUGAUACUGAGUGAAUGCUCUUGACAUAUAUUAUACAUCCAUCAAAAACUUUUUCUUCAAACUUGCUAAAAUACCAGCCUCAGCCCAAUCAGAAGUACCAGUACUUACAUAGAAACCUAUACAUCUGAGCCUGAUAAAAAUAUUUUUCUUCACAGA
Labeo rohita (rohu) is the source of this 1413-nucleotide messenger RNA. Its product is annotated as titin. Bases 27 to 968 code for a protein of 313 amino acids. The record is from RefSeq and is a predicted model, not a curated record. NCBI's taxonomy places the organism in Eukaryota, Metazoa, Chordata, Actinopteri, Cypriniformes, Cyprinidae. The transcript is spliced from 4 exons.